This is a messenger RNA of Phoenix dactylifera (date palm), 1919 nucleotides long. RefSeq names its product putative apyrase 2. Gene Ontology annotation, cellular component: membrane. NCBI's taxonomy places the organism in Eukaryota, Viridiplantae, Streptophyta, Magnoliopsida, Arecales, Arecaceae. The record is from RefSeq and is a predicted model, not a curated record. Gene Ontology annotation, biological process: nucleoside diphosphate catabolic process. Gene Ontology annotation, molecular function: nucleoside diphosphate phosphatase activity.
AGCACUGCUCCUUUUUUUUUUUUUUUUCUCCUUUCUCUCUCUUUCUUUCUAUUUUUAUCAUUCUUCUUUCACUAUGGCCGGCGGAAAACAAGUCUAGAGAAUGCUAUAGGAGCCAAGGUUUAGUCAACUCGUCCAAUAAAUUUUGAUGGUUUAAAGCAGCAGAGUGUCCAAUAAUUUUCUGCCACGCGUGGCAGCCUGCUUGUGAAGCAAAACACAGUCUAUAUAGCUUGCUUGGAGUCGCCUGAAAAGCGGGAGCAGAGCCCAGAUAGCAUCGCCUCUAGGGCUCCCUCCAUUCUCUCGUGCUUCUCCUUUCGCUUCCUUCCCUCUUGCAGCGCCGGGAUGGAGCGGGAUCUCGUCCUAUACGCGUCCCUCGUCUUGCUUCUCGUGCCACACGUAGCGGGCGGCAUUGUGCUCGGCCGGAAGGCCGCCGCCGGCGGCGGCGUCCGUGGAGAAACGGAGAGCUACGCCGUCAUCUUUGACGCCGGGAGCACCGGGAGCCGGGUCCACGUCUUCCGGUUCGACGAGAACAUGAACCUAGUCAACAUCGGCGACGACAUCGAGCUCUACGUUGCGGUAAAACCAGGUUUGAGCUCUUAUGCUGAUGAUCCCCAAGAGGCAGCCAAUUCACUCAUUCCUCUCCUGGAGGAGGCUGAAAGUGUGGUUCCUGAGGAAUUGCAACCCACAACACCUGUUAGAUUAGGGGCAACUGCUGGUCUGAGAAAUUUAGGCGAUGAAAAGUCCGAAGAAAUUUUGCAAGCUGUUAGGGAUCUUCUUCAAACCAACAGCUCAUUAGAGUACGAGUCGGAGUGGGUCACUGUUCUUGAAGGAUAUCAAGAAGGUUCUUAUUUAUGGGUUGCUAUGAAUUAUUUGUUGGGGAAUUUGGGAAAUAAAUACUCAGACACAGUUGGAGUGGUUGAUUUAGGAGGUGGCUCUGUCCAAAUGGCUUAUGCUGUCUCUGAAGAGGCUGCCGCAAAUGCUCCAAAUAUCUCGAAUGGAGAUGAUCCAUAUGUGACCAAACAACUUCUUAAUGAAACUAAUUACUACCUUUAUGCUUACAGUUACUUGAAUUUUGGCUUAUUGGCUGCUCGAGCAGAGAUUCUGGAGGCUGUGGAUGACCCUUACAGCUAUUGCAUGUUGGGUGGCUAUACUGGUACCUAUGAGUAUAAUGGUGAGGUGUACAAUGCUUCAGCUUCACCUUCAGGGUCUAGCUACAACAAAUGUAGGACUGAAGCAAUAAAAACUCUAAAAAUAAAUGAAACAUGUACAUACGAGGACUGCUCAUUUGGUGGCGUGUGGAGUGGUGGAGGUGGAGAUGGGCAGAAGAACAUAUAUGUGGCAUCCUUUUUCUACGACAGAGCUGCUCAGGUUGGAUUUAUAGACCCCGAGGAGCCAAGUGCUCUGGUUACACCUUCAGACUUUGAGGAAGCUGCCAAGACUGCUUGCAAUUUGAGUCUUGAGGAAGCCAAUGUCACCUAUCCUAAUGUCGCAGCAGAUGACUUGCCAUACAUAUGCAUGGACCUUGCUUAUGAAUACACAUUGCUCGUGAAUGGUUUUGGCUUGGAGCCAUCACAAGAGAUCACACUGGUUAGCAAGGUGAAGUAUGGCGAUUCCUAUGUGGGGGCAGCAUGGCCGCUUGGUAGUGCCAUUGAAGUUGUGUCAUCUCAAUCUACACAAUCACUUGCAAUGAAGAAAAUUCGGCCCUUGUGGCUUCAAUGGUGAUUUCGUGAUUAGUAUUCUAGCCUAUCAUGCUGAAAAGACUUUAUUGGUUCUACUUAAAUAUUAUAGUGAGGCCAACCCUCAUGGAUCAUGUGGACAUCUCAAUCUUACGUGACUUGUUGUAACUUUUCAUGUUCUGCUUCUUAUGUGUUAUAAAGAGAUAAUAUUUCUAUUGAGAAUAAAGAGGCAUGAUAUUUCCACCA